AUGCUAUUCGCGCAAAAGGAGUCGCUCGGCAACAACACCAAGGUGCGGCUCAUCGGGAUCCGCGAGCGGGAGCUCGACCUCUACGUCCAGAAUCUGCGCGCGCUGGGGACCAUCGGCUCGAUCAUCGCAGGGCUCGGCUAUUUCGGCCUGCUCUACACCGACCAAGCCUACUUCAGGACCGCCGGCGAGCUGCAAAAGGGCCUCUACGUGGCGACCAACAUCCUGACGAUGUGCGUCGCUCUCGAGGUCUGCUUCGGCACGACCGCAGUCGUGAUGCUCGGCCCCGGAUAUGCGCUGCGCGGACCGGACGGCUCAAUGAACAUCGCUGUCGAUGGCAUCCUCGUGGAGCACGAGCUCGUGGCGACACUGCUUCGCGUCUCGAUUCACCUAUUCCUCCUCACCACCGUUGCCUACGCCUACCUGGAGGCGUCGCCGCACCUUUACUGCUCCCUCCUCAUCACCGCCCUCGUCGGGCUGAUUGACUUGGCGAUGGUGCGCCGCAUCACGGCGGUCGAGGCCAGCUUCCCGCUCCGCUCCCUGCCGCUCGUGUCGGGCGCCUUUUUUUACGACACCGGCGAGGCGAACCGAUUCCUUUCAGGAAGGCCGCCCUGCACCCCGACGGGUCAGCGAUAUGGACGCGGGGAGGAGACCUCGGGCCGCCUCCCUGGCAUCCUUGCGGGAGGGCGGCAGCGCACCGAGCCGUGA
This is a messenger RNA of Emiliania huxleyi CCMP1516, 705 nucleotides long. RefSeq lists its product as hypothetical. Bases 1 to 705 code for a protein of 234 amino acids. The record is from RefSeq and is a predicted model, not a curated record. The transcript has 2 exons. NCBI's taxonomy places the organism in Eukaryota, Haptophyta, Isochrysidales, Noelaerhabdaceae.